ACACACACACACACACACAGAGUCGGCUGUGGUUUUUGCUCUGUUUCUAUUUUAGCUCGGCUCUCACAGACGGCGGUCAUGGCUCGCUGCAGGAGUUACUUACGAGGACUCGCCAUCUGUGUCACUGUGCUGCUACUGGUGUCUGGGGUGGUGAUGAUUGGCGUUGGAUUCUCCUCCAUUGACGGCAACACGCCGGUUGCCGAGCUGUUCGACCAGUUGUCCAGUAGCGACGGCUUACUGGUGCUGCAGGUGUUCGGCCCCAUCACAGUGAUUCUGUCCAUCAUUGGCAUCUGUGCUGCAUCUUUAGACCUCAAACCUCUGCUGCUGGUGUUCUCUGCUCUGAUAUUCGUGGAGUUCGUGGCCAUGAUGGUUGUCGCCUCACCGCUGGUUCAGGUUCAAGCUCAGAUGGACGGUGCGGUGGACGAGGUGUUCCUGAACGUAACUCCCCUCCACAGAGCCGAGCGUUACAUCCAGACUGAACUCAGCAAACUCCAGGCCUCCGACUCGUGUUGUGGUUUGAGGAGUUUUGAGGACUGGGAGAAUCAACUUCCUGACACCUGUCUGUGCACGCCUAGCGUCUCCGACCUGCAGCACAGCUCUCAGCCUGGUAACUGGAGCUCAGAGGGGCCCUGUGUGAUGGUGGGUGGUGACCUUUCCCCUCCGACCCAAAAAGUCAGAGAUAAACUGUGGGUUCACUCUGAGCCCUGUGGUCCAAUCCUGAAGAGCUACCUGAGCUUCCCCAUCAAACUGCGGAUAGGAAUCAUUUCAGCCUUCGCCACCAUCACGAUGGCGGCCAUCGCUCUGUGUCUGACGUUGGGUCUGGAGGAAUACUGGAAGACACCUCCGGUAGAAACGACAGUCGAUGACUUCAACAGAGUGAAGUAUCAACCCAAACCCUCCCUCACCUGACCUCUGACCUCUGACCUGCAACCAUUCAAACUGCUGGUGAUGAUUGUGAGAGUUCAUUAAACUAUCCUCCUCCUCCAGGAUCUGAAAUCUUUUCUAACACAGCAUAUUUAUAUUUGACAGAAGGUCAGUUUGAGAAAACUGAAGAAAGACCAUUUGUAAAUCAAUAAUAAUCGCGUGUUGAACUUGUGUAGAAAAUGUUUGCUGGCACGCCUCCACGGUGAACGAAGAAUCCAAAAAGGGAGAACAUUAUGAUUUAAAAUGUGUCAGUACAGUCGGGCCGUGUAACGUGCCUCAGCGUGCACAUGACCGUCCCAAAUGUUUGAAGGAUUCUACAGUCGGUUGAUGAUCGACGUGCAAAUCAGUUUUCAGAUGCUUCGUUUUUUGUGUAUUUUUGCAUCACCUCAAAAAUCCCAAAUAGCCCAUGAAAUAAGAAAAAGUAAUCCAAUAAUCUUCAUCAUAGGCUACAGUCAUUUUAUGUAUUCAUUUGCUUACAGGUCUAUUUUUGAACAAAUAAUUGAAGUGAUUAUGCAGCAGCCAUUUUUACUUCAGUAAAGAAGGAAAAUUCUUGAAGUCAUAUUUUUGUCUUCAUCUCUCAUGAGACUCAAAACUACAAUAACAGCAAAGUUUAUGAAAAAUGACGACAAGUUUUGAAGCUUUAAAGCCCCGAACGUUAAGGAUGCACGAUGUAUAUGAGGCUGAUAAAUUAUUGGCUGAUAACGGGACAUUUUUAUAAUUAUGCAUUAUUCCCAUAAUUACAAUUAUAGCUGAUAAUAUGAAGCCAGACUGCUCUCCCUGACUCAAUAAGGGCAGCGUCUACACACCAAUACAGUGGGUGACGGAAGCACCGUUCUUUGUGUUUGUUGUGAUAACAGUAGUGAUGUCAGGUUGAUCUGGUUCGGUCAGAGAUGUGGAAUAUUAAAUCAGACAUAUUUCCUCACAUCAUCUCAGCCUGUCUGACCCACAGGUGAACAUAAACUUUUCUGUUUAAAAUACAAAUGUGAAAUUAUCAGUUAUCGGCCAUGAGAAGCAGCUAGUUAUUGGUUAACUGUAUCGGUUGGAAAAAAAUCCAUACUGAUUCAUCCCUACCAGAGAGAGUAUUUGGGGCAGCCCUGCUCUGAACGUUAGUGUUAUAAAUUGUAAUGUUUCAAUGAAAAUACAUGCGGUACUGAUCACAUGAUGGAUAAAUGAGACUUGGGUUUUACUGUAUGAGUACUUUACUGUAUGAGCCCCGACAUAAAAAGUUGUUUGGAAAAACCUCAUCUGAACUCUGUUUUUAGCCUCACUGUAGCCUGUAGCUCUGACUGCCUCUCUGGGCACCACGCUCACGUGUGUCGGGGCUUCAGGACACUUGGAUCACUACGGACGAGCAGUAUGGAGAUAUUUUGUGGUUUCAAUGAUGUGUUUUUGGACGUUUGAAUCUGGGGCGCCGUCAGCCUCCAUUAGGUGGAGUUGUGUUGCUACCUCCUCUCCCCUUGGAUCUCUGCAAGUGAUGUGAGGACUCUAAAACUUCAUCUGAGCCUCCCUCGGCAUAUGGCUGAGUAGAUAAUGGCUGAAUUUACAUUUUUGGGUGCACUAUCCCUUUAAUGCCAAUAAACAACACAAGGGAUUUUUGGCUAUAUCUGAUAUAUAACAUCUCAUUUGACCGAUAACUGAUAUCUAUAUAUCCCUUGUCCCCUCCUAAUGUCAGUGAUCAUCAUCAAGUCUCUUCUGUAGUGAAUUAACAUCAUAUUAUACACACAGACUGUGAUGGUGACGGCCCACCAGCAGGUGGAGACAUGAAACACUGUUCAGUGUGUGUAACAUUCAGUCAUUGUGAGAAAGAAGAAACAUCAUGUUGGCUGAUAUUUAUGACAUGCCGAUAUUAUCAUGCGUCCCUAAACAACACUGUCACUGUGCACUGAACAUACGGUGGCGUGUUGGGGCUGAAUGGUCAGAGUUUCCAGCAGGAAACAAGCCAAAUAAAACUGUGUUUAAAUGUGUUGUAACUCACUGACGUUCCCCAUCACACAGUGAUGCAUGUGUCUGUACGUCACUGUGGAUCUGAUGAGUUACAGUUAGUGUUAAAAGUGAGUUCAGUCGUGCACACAGUUUGUGUCUGACAGGAAGCUGUGCUGAGUUGAAAAAGGUCAGAGUUCAUGUCUUUGCCUUAUUCAUGCAAUCCAGCUCAUCAAAAUAAUAUCUUUAUAGUUCAAUGAAAUCAAAAUAAAAUGCCUUUAAAAUGUGUCCUUAAUGUUUUUAUGUUGAUAUGACAGAAUUAAAUGCUCCUGACAAAGGUCAUGUGACGCAUCAGUUUUGUAUCCAGUGAGCUCCAAACUUUGAUGUUUCUGUGUUGUAUUAAACUAAAGAGUUGAGUUCAAUCUGUUUCUUCAGUUACUUUAAUUCAUGAAGAAUGCUCGCCUUUCUUUGGAUUCUUCGCCCACUGAGGAGGCGUGACACAGAGACGAAGGUAACACAGAGACGAAGGUAACACAGGGCGAGGGACUGAUGUACAGAUGGUCAUUCUGCAGGUCAAAUGUCUUUCAGAUCGUUCUUUAUCCAGUCAUGAUGUUCAUGUGAUUAAAGUCUAAAUACAGAAGGAGCAGCUGGUUGUGAUGAAAUGUUUGGCUGUCACCUGUAAUAAAUAA
This is a messenger RNA of Epinephelus fuscoguttatus (brown-marbled grouper), 3533 nucleotides long. RefSeq names its product CD63 antigen-like. Gene Ontology annotation, cellular component: membrane. NCBI's taxonomy places the organism in Eukaryota, Metazoa, Chordata, Actinopteri, Perciformes, Serranidae. Bases 79 to 909 code for a protein of 276 amino acids. The record is from RefSeq and is a predicted model, not a curated record. The transcript has 9 exons.